Molecule: messenger RNA, 2449 nt
Organism: Trichosurus vulpecula (common brushtail)
Lineage: Eukaryota; Metazoa; Chordata; Mammalia; Diprotodontia; Phalangeridae
Gene: S100B
Product: S100 calcium binding protein B
Exons: 3
Coding region: 274-552 (92 amino acids)
Biological process (GO): positive regulation of cell population proliferation; positive regulation of canonical NF-kappaB signal transduction
Cellular component (GO): nucleus; cytoplasm
Molecular function (GO): calcium ion binding; zinc ion binding; S100 protein binding
Source: RefSeq, a predicted model, not a curated record
AAGUGUUUACUGAGCCCUUACUAGGUGCCAGGCAUGCAUCUCCUCCCCUGGACGCUGCCCAGAAGCCUCUGGACAGCUGGAGAAAGUAGCCACGAUGCUUGGUUUGGAGAACAUAAUCCCUGGCCUUGGGGCCUCUCCCCCUGUUUCCUUGCCAUCCCUGUGGGGAUUCCAGCUUAUUUCCUGGGGAGCUCUCCUGCUGCCCUCCCUUCUUCUCAUCUGUUCGACAGGUCAGAGUAGGCUCUGUCUUCAAGAGAGGAGGAUCUGAUCUUCACCAUGUCGGACCUAGAGAAGGCCAUGAUGGCCAUCAUUGAGACCUUCCACCAGUAUUCCGGGAAAGAGGGUGACAAGCACAAGCUGAAGAAGUCAGAACUGAAAGAGCUCAUCAACAAUGAACUCUCCCACUUCUUAGGGGAGAUCAAGGAGCAGGAGACAGUGGACAAAGUCAUGGAGACCCUGGACGCCGAUGGAGAUUCUGAGUGUGACUUCCAGGAAUUUGUGGCCUUUAUCGCCGUGAUCACCUCUGCGUGCCAUGAGUUUUUUGAACACGAGUGAAACCCCCAAGAAGUUCCAUCUGUCAUGAAAAUCAAGCAAAGACCCCAUUGGAAUUUUAAGCAAAGCAGAGCUUGUGGUCUGAUAGGACCUCUGCUGGUCAGCCCCCAGGUAGCUUGCUUAGUAGGAAGUUUGAUGCGCUUCGUGAAGAGAGACAGGAGAGUUUCUGCCCUGACCAUCUCAAAGGGCCUCCUCUUCACUCUCCCUGCAGCCUUUCUUUGUAAUCCCUCCCCAGAGAGAAGCGAGAGCCCCCCACUGCCCCAUCAGGUCCACACCCAAUGGCCAAUCGCAUCCUGCAGGAAAGGUCUUGCUUCCUUUUGCGAGUGCUAAGGAAAGGCAAGAUGUUUGAUUCGAGAUGGUUGAGCCUUCUACCAGGCAUGGGGGACCGGAUGGCUCUAACACUGGGGGCGUAUCCCUGAAGACCACCAAGUUCCCUUGAGGUUUCCACAGCUCCCCCUAAGUCUCCAGCUUUAUUUUAGAAUAUAGUGUUGCCUCCGGUUGGCCAAGUGGUUUUCCCUGUCCUCAAAUUUGCUUGCAAUAGCCAGAAAGGGAAACCAAAAUAGUUGGUUAAUAUCAACACACAGCUGUGUAAAGCAGGACAAGUAUGGGGAUAUUUGCCAUCCCCUUUCCACGGGGAAUGUGAGCUCCUGGAGGGCCAGGCUGCAUCACUUCAGCUCAGAGCAUGGUACCACACACACAGCAAGUGCUUAAUCAAUGCUUGUUGGAUGUUGAAUGACCACAUGGAUUUUCCCAUAAUAAGUCAUUAGGAACCAACUGAGUAAUACAAACCAAAAGCAGAACCAAAGCAGGUCAAACAUUAAUGUGCCUUAUGAGCUCCCAAAGUGCUGGAAGGAUGAACUUUAAUCUAGCAAAGUUGUAAAAGAAUUCCCAAACCCACAUUCAUUUCCUUGGUCAUUCAUUCAUUCAACAACCAUUGCUUUUGGAUGAGUCACUUGACUCCUGACAUUUCUCAGUAUUUCUUUUGGUGGUGAGAACAGCUGUGAUGAGGGGGAAGGUGGGCAGCAUAUUAGCACAGUGGAAAAUACCCCAGAUCACAGAUCAGAAGACCCAAGUUCUGCUCUUCUCUCUUCUCAUAAUUUGCUGUGUGACUUUGGGCAAGUCUCUUCCCUGGGCUGUAGAAUGAAGUGACUUCUUUUGUCCUUCUAGCUUUGACCUUCCAUAAAUAGCUGGUCUUGCUCUUAAUAAAAAAGCAAAAACAAACAAAAAACAACCAAUGAAAGCAACCCCCAACUUGCUUACAAUUUACUUAAGGGGUCUUCACUUCAUCAAAACCUGAACAUCAUCUCCCCAGAUUAGACAAUGAUUAAUGCCCCUGCUUGGCCUAACUUUGGAGCAGAUGACCACCCCUCUCCCACUGGCUACAGGCUUGUUACUGAGCUCCCCAGUAACUCUUCAUGCUUCAGGAGUUUGCUGCCUGGCAGAUGGAUGCACUUCCUUUUCUCCUCAGAGGUUAGGUUUGGGUACCAACUCUGGGACCUUCUUUAUUUUUAUGGAAUUGUCCUUUGUGGUCUUGGUUACGUGGUUGGGUAAGUUGAGGCAAGUCGAGAGAUGCUCCUCCUGUGGUCCCCCCACUGUGGCAAACUUGAGUGAAGGGGUACAUGGCCCUGAACACCUGGGCCUGGUCAGUCUUCAUCAGCCCUCGAUGAUCACGUGCUCUCAGUCAAACGUCAGAUUCUCUUCUGGCAUCAUCAAACCCUGGAUUCCAAGUGGGGCCAUUUUGCAAAGUCGCAGAUGCAAGGAAGGACUGAUUGGAAAACAGAAACAGGCGUGUUCUCUGAUUUGUUGAAUUUUGUAACGGGAGGCAGGCCUUGGAAAGUCAUGGAUGGGAUGACAAUGGACUCUGUACUCUCAUCAAAUAAAAGCACUAUUCAUUCCUCCA